Messenger RNA from Cyclospora cayetanensis, 4473 nucleotides. RefSeq lists its product as uncharacterized. The record is from RefSeq and is a predicted model, not a curated record. The coding region runs from base 1 to 4473 and encodes 1490 amino acids. The transcript is spliced from 4 exons. NCBI's taxonomy places the organism in Eukaryota, Apicomplexa, Conoidasida, Eucoccidiorida, Eimeriidae.
AUGAAGACACGAGGCUGCGCAGACCCUGCAGGGCGUGCCAGAAGAGGCCCUUGCCUGUGGGUAAACGUGGGGAACCUGCUGUUGCAUGCACUGGAUGCGGCUGUUGUGCUGUUGCUGCUCGCCGCUGUGUUCAUCGCGCCCUUCCCCGCCGGCGAAAAAGCAGCGGAAGAGUUGGGGUGUCUGUACAGCUGCCUCGCCCCCCCUCCUUCUUCAGCCCUGCAGCAACGGCAGCAACAGCAUCACCAUCAUCAGCAACCGCAGCAGCAGCAUCCUUUCACGGAAGAGGAGGCAGCGGCAAAGAGGGGCGGCAGCCUCUGCGCUCCUCGAAGGUGCACGAGCAGCCGCGUGCCUGCAGCCGCAGCAGCAGUUGCCGCUGUUCGGCUGCUGCAGAGCAGCAGCGGCGCUGCAGCAGCGGCAGCAGUCCACAGUCACCGCAUAGCUGGGGCUAUUCGAGAAGCGGCUGGAGCGGUAGGAGUGGCGGCAGGGGGGGUGGCUAGCAGAGCCAAGGCGGCAGCCAGCGUGUUCGUAGAGAAGGCUCUAGUGCAGCACUUGCGCAUGCAGCCUCGGGGGCAGCCAAAGCUGAUGCCAGGGGGCCCGAUACUGCUGCCGUCUCUCCCUCCCUUUCUCCUGCCUUCCCCCCACAGCCGGCUGCAGGGGUUGCUGGAUCUCCUGCCUGGGUUGCUGUUGAGUGUCUCCUUUGCUCCACCAGGCCCUCGCCCUCGCAGCAGCACCAGGACUAACAGGGCAGUCAAUUUUGUAUCUGAGGUUCCGGAAGGGCUUAGCUACCUGCUGCUAGUCCGCUGCCUUCUGCUGCUUAUUUUUGCCGUCGCGUAUCUGGCCUUGCGGCGCAGCUGCGCUGCAACUGCAGCAGCCGCUGCAGAGGCGCAAGAAGCGAUGGCAGCGGCAGCAGCUGCUGGACGGCAAGAGUCUUGUGGGGAGGGCGAACGCAGGGGCCUGCGCCGGCGCAGCAGAGCUGUGAGAAGCUCGGAGAGCAGUCCAAGCGACGACAGCAGCACAAGCGAUUGCAGCAGCCACAGCGCCCGCAACAAGAGCGCCGACAACAGCAGCAACAGCAUGUGCGUCCUCUUAGGCAAGCAGCUCUGGGGAGCUGAGCGACGAAGACAGAUGGGCCGCAUUGCCGCAGCGAGGGCUUGGCGGCUCUCUCUCUUUUCCUGUCUCUUUCGCUUUGGCUUCGCUGCCGCUGCCCUGAGUGUUGCGCCUCUCGUGUUGGAAGCGUCUGCCUCUCCCUCCGCUACUGCUACUGCCGCCGCACUGGCUGUUGUUUGUUGCCUCCACGCCUCAGCGCUCCGCUGCGAAUACAAAAGGCGAACUGCGGCUGCCCGCCAGCUGAACAGCAGCAGCAACUGCAGCCAUAGGAAGAGAACCCCACAGAGCAGUCAGAGGUGCUCGUCCUUGUUUCGGAUGCAACAAGGGGACUGCAAAGGCAGCUCGAUCUGCUGCCGCUGUGUCUCUACAGUUUCAGGCCCUGCCGACGCCCUCCCCGGCGCUGAUGCCAGUGGAAACUCGGAUGCUGUACCUCAGCAGUCUAAGAAGCCUAGCUGCAGCAGCAGCAACGGCGUUGUCACUGCUGCUUCUGCCGCUUCCUCUUCUUCCCCGUCCUCGUACCGCCUCCGGGCUGUCGCAUGCGUUUUUAUAGGGGCAGUGGCAGCUGCUGCUUUUGAGCCGUCCCUCGUGGGUGCCCUGAUGCCGGUGCUGCUGGCUCUGACAGGGGGGCUUUGCGCCUAUGAAGGCCAGGAAAAGGGCGCUGUUUGUGCAUCACAUUUGCACGACGGCUGCAAUAGCAGCGGCGGCAGCAUCAGCAGCAAGGGGGUCAAGUAUUUGCGCUUGCUGUUGCUCCCCCUUCUCGUGUUGCUUUUAGCCGCAGCUCUCGGCUUCGUAGUGGGUGCGGCAAUCGCUGCAGCUGGAGAGAUCGCGGCCUUUGGCGAACCCCUGAUCUUGCAGCAGCAACAUCGGCAUGUUUUCACCGUUUUAGUGCAGCGCUUGCGUCAUGCAAAGGGGGUGUUGCUGCUGAGGUUGGGGAGGCCGCUAGAGCUUGUGCGGCGCUUGCUGCUGCAGGAGCAGGUCUCUUCGACUUUGGGCUGGAGAGCGGCAGACAGCUCGACAGGCUCCACAGUUCUCGCUGGAUCGGGAACUCGCGGCAGCAGCAACAUUGCGUACAGCCGUCACAAAGCGAUGCAGGUGCUGUUGUGGCAGCAAGGGGGCACCGAAGGGGGGCUGAAAGGGGCGGGCCCUUUAAGCCUACAGCAGCUCUUGGCACUGUCCCCUGGCGGCGAGCUGGCAUCUUCGUUCGGAAUUUUGCUGCUCUUGCCGUUGCUUCUAUUCUCGCUGCGGCUGUUGGCGAAGUGCGUUGAGGUGUUGUGGCUGAGAGGCCCUUUCCUGCGGGCAGCCACGCAAGAAUGCGACGCCUUAAACGCAAGCAGCAAAGAUAGAAGCGGCAGCAAAUGCACUGGCCGUGAACUUUGCAAGUCGGAGGGGCGCCUGUCAGAAACUGGUUUGCUGCUCAUCGAGGAAUCUCACGGGAAAUCUCAUGGGAAAUCUCAUGGGGAUUCUUCGAGAGGCUCUACUGAUGCUUCUAGCACAUGCACCCGCGGCGAAAGCAGCGCUUGCACCACCCAUGCCAGAAGCUGCAGCGGCACCAAGUGCGAACGCGAAUGCAUCACACCUAGCCUUAUCCCAUGGUUUCUAUGUGGAGAUUUGGCUAUUCCUUGGCUCGGCAGUGCUGUCCUUCUGCUGCUGACACGGCCACACCCAGCAGACACGGAGGGCGAGCGGCAGCAAGCCGGUGAUCUGGUGCCGCUGCUGCUGCCGUUUUGUGCAGUGGUGGCAGUCUGUGGGGCCGCAGCAGGAGCUGCCUUGCUGCAGCAAAUCCUUUUAACGGUUGAGCCAGGCUCCUGUGCUUCUCGCAUUACUCGCGAAUAUGAUUCUUCUCCGUCUUCCGCGGAUACGCCUGCUGAAAGUUCUUGUUUGGGUCCAUCUGCAGCAGGGUCACACGCUGCAGCCAUGGAGGCUGUGUCUCCCGCGCUGCGUGACGUGCUUAUGCUGCAGGAGCAGAGGCAUCUAUCCACCAGCAGCACACCCACCAUUGCAAGCAGCGGCAGUUGGCACGAGUCGGCCGGUCCCCUGAUGCUGAUGCACGCAGUGUCUCUACGGUUGCCGUCUCGCGCUGCCGCUGCAGCACUCCAGCUGCGUAGGGCCUCUUUCGCAUGCAUUGAGGCAACCCUGAGGAAAAGCCCCACCCUGCGCCGCAUCCGCCGAUUGGCUGCGCGGCAGAAAGAGCUAGCACAGCGGCUGCUGACCCCCCAGGCAGCUGCCGCUGCUGUGCUCGGCGUCUUGCUGCUGUUGCUCUUUGUUUCUGCCGCUGUAACGUCGCUAGUCCGCCUUGCCGCUGUGGCAUACCUAUCUCCUGGAGGGCACGCCCUGCACGCACUCGAGAGGAUGCUGCUGCACAAGGCAUACCUGCAAGCGCCUGGAUGUGACGUAAGCGCAGAAGCAACGCACAAGGUGGAAGCCCUAAGGGCUGCAGCUGCUCCUGCUGGUACGUGGGGGGCAGCAGCAGUGCAGACCCUCACCGUUCCCUCAGUUUUCCACCAGCUCUACGACGCCACGCUGUAUCCGGAUACCGGGGAGGCCGUGCCAACAGCAGGAGCUGUGAUUUAUAGCCGUUGGAUUGCAGCAGCCGCUGCUGCGCCUCACUCCGCAGCGGCAAUAGCAAGGGCAAGCCGUGCCGCUGCUGCGCCUCUAGGGACCCUGGAGAACCUUUUGCAGCCGCUGCACCCCUUCCUUGCAGUAGCACAGCGACACCUUUCCCCGAAACACCACGAAGCUCUCAACGCAGCUGCAUGCACCCGCGAGGUGCUCGGCACCCACUCUCACUACUUCCAGACGCCCGGGUCGGUGCAGCAGCAGCAGCAACAACAACAACCGCGCGAAGCCGCGCCGUGCAGCAUUUAUGUUGCUGCGGAUGUCGCGUCUCUGGGAGCUUCGCCGUUCGCUGCGCCUCCCCCAUCAACGUGUGCCGUUCACUGGGGUUCAUCAGAGGACUUUUUACAAGCUUUCCAGUCGCGGAAUUUCACGUUCCUCCUUACAGCCACCCCGCCGGAUGAGCUUUCCAGUGCACUCGGCGUCAGUAAACGCAGUGAGCGCAGCGCCAAAGGGCAUUAUUGCUUGCUUUUCGCUGUGGCAGGGUUGGCAGAAGUGCGGUUUGACGCGUCGCCGCUGCUAAGACUGCUAGGCCUUCCAGCUGCUCCUUGGCUCUUCUCCCCCCAGGGUCCCCGGCAAGCGCAGCAGCAGCAGCGGUGGCGUCAGCUGCGCCUGAGAGAAAGAGACUCUCAGAAGGCGACGUUCCUUUUGUCUGUGUCUCCCUCGGCCUUCGUCUACUAUAAGGCGGGCCCAAAGCCCCCACGGAGGCACUUUAGGGGGGGCGCUAUGCCACAUCACCAUUCGCAGCCGUGA